Zalophus californianus (California sea lion) is the source of this 1891-nucleotide messenger RNA. It is a transcript of the gene GET4, whose product is annotated as guided entry of tail-anchored proteins factor 4. Gene Ontology annotation, molecular function: protein binding. Gene Ontology annotation, biological process: protein insertion into ER membrane. The transcript is spliced from 9 exons. The record is from RefSeq and is a predicted model, not a curated record. The coding region runs from base 867 to 1688 and encodes 273 amino acids. Lineage: Eukaryota; Metazoa; Chordata; Mammalia; Carnivora; Otariidae. Gene Ontology annotation, cellular component: cytosol; BAT3 complex.
GGCCUCCCCCUGCCCGACCCCGUCCGCCCUCCCCGGGCCCCCACCCGGCGCCGCCCGUCCGCGGCCUCGCCUGGAGCGAGCCCCGGGGUCUGCGGCCCCCGGCGGUCCGGUCGUGCGGGUGAAACGUGCUCCCGCCCCGCGGCCCCCGCGGCUCGCGCCGGAGCAGCCGUGUCCGUGAGCCCGGCCCCGCGCCUGCACCCGCGCGGCCGGGGGCUGGGAGAGCGCGGCGGGUGCCGGGGACCAGGGGCGCUGGGGGGCUCGCUGCGCGUGCCGGGCGGGUACUGCCGCGGGCUACUGCCGCGGGGCGCGCUGAAGUCAAAGGUGCUUUCUCCGCGCGGCUCCGGCGCGUCGGCAGCUGUGUGGCCUGCGGCGAUCCCCGCGUGGGCUGCGCGGUCACGGGAGCUGUGCUGUGGCGCGCUGCUGCUGUGGUCCGAGUCGUCGUCGCGCGUGGGGGGCGCUCGGCGGUGCUGGGCGGUCCGGGCGGAGCAGUGGGGGGCGUUCGCUGGGAUGGGCCUGGACGACAGCCGUCGGGGUUCAGUCGGGUCCGUGGAGGGCCUUUCCUGCCCGAACUGUUGUGGUAGGGCACUGAGGGGCCGUUGGGGCGGGCCUUUGCACCGUUCAGGCCUAGGCUUUGAUGUCUGUGAGUGAGACGAUGGACCAGGGUCUGCGGGGACUCCGAGGUCCUGUCCCGGCCAUGCUCGGGCUCCGCGGCUUGGACGAAGCCCGCGCAGGAGUGAGCACAGCUGGGCGUAGGCCUCCUCCGCCUGGCAGCUUCACCGGCCCGAAGUCCGCGUGAGGGGAGCUUUCCCAGCGCUCCAGACUGGCCCGGGUGCUGCUGGCUGUUCUCUGGAUUGCUACGCAGAUACAUGUCACAGAGCAAGCACACAGAGGCGCGGGAACUCAUGUGCUCAGGGGCACUGCUGUUCUUCAGCCACGGCCAACAAAACAGUGCUGCGGACUUGUCCAUGCUGGUCUUAGAGUCGCUGGAGAAGGCAGAAGUCGAGGUGGCCGAUGAGCUGCUGGAAAAUCUGGCCAAACUGUUCAGUUUGAUGGACCCAAAUUCUCCAGAACGAGUGGCUUUUGUGUCUCGAGCCCUGAAGUGGUCCAGUGGAGGAUCUGGGAAACUGGGCCACCCCCGGCUCCACCAGCUGCUGGCCCUCACCCUGUGGAAAGAGCAGAACUAUUGUGAGUCCCGGUACCACUUCCUGCACUCUGCGGACGGCGAAGGCUGCGCCCACAUGCUGGUGGAGUACUCGACCUCCAGGGGCUUCCGCAGCGAGGUGGACAUGUUCGUGGCCCAGGCUGUGCUACAGUUUCUCUGUUUAAAAAACAAAAGCAGCGCAUCGGUGGUGUUCACAACGUACACACAGAAGCACCCGUCCAUCGAGAACGGCCCUCCGUUCGUCCAGCCUCUGCUCAACUUCAUCUGGUUUCUGCUGUUGGCUGUAGACGGAGGCAAACUGACCGUAUUCACGGUGUUGUGUGAGCAGUACCAGCCGUCCCUGCGGCGGGACCCGAUGUACAAUGAGUACCUCGACAGGAUAGGACAGCUCUUCUUCGGCGUGCCGCCCAAGCAGACUUCUUCCUACGGGGGCUUGCUCGGGAACCUUCUGAGCAGCCUCAUGGGUGCCUCGGAGCAGGAGGGCGACGACAGUCAGGACGACAGCAGCCCCAUUGAGCUCGACUGACCCCGCCCGCCUGGCCUGCAUGAAGACGCCCUGACCCCGGGCCCUCACACCCGGGGCUCCCGUUGUGAGGCGAUGGCGGCCACGCGGGCGCCCGUGAGCUGGCCCGGGGCUGCGCGGCCUGCUGCGGCUGGGCUGGCUGGGCUGCACCUGCACCUUCAGACUGACCCACAAUAAAGCACAGGCCUUGCCGCGCUACCACCCUU